Messenger RNA from Penicillium argentinense, 372 nucleotides. RefSeq lists its product as uncharacterized. Lineage: Eukaryota; Fungi; Ascomycota; Eurotiomycetes; Eurotiales; Aspergillaceae. Bases 1 to 372 code for a protein of 123 amino acids. The record is from RefSeq and is a predicted model, not a curated record. The transcript has 3 exons.
AUGAAGUCUCCUCUUUACCUUCUGACGGUCCUGCUUCCUCUAGCAACUGAAAUCGUGGCCGCUUCCCCGACCGCGGAUUUCACGGAUUCCGAUACCCUUGAGGAGAGAGAUCGCUUUAAUGGCGGUGGAGGAGGUAAAUUUGGUGAUAAGUUCAACCCUUGUAAGAUCCGAAAGCCAUACUGGUACUGGAAGUACCCGUGCGACUCGAGCGACAAAACUAGCCGGGAAUCUCCAGGUGGCCAGUGGAAUGCGAGUUGCCGGUACAAGAACUGGUACAAGACAAAGAAGGGGUGGGUGCAUGACUUUGAAAAGCCCAAAAACUGUCACGGUAGUUGGGAGCAUCAGCAGUGCCCACCACCUACUUUUGGCUAG